UCGUCACAUGAUCCGGAAGUUGUUCUCCCCAAUGAGAUCCAGAAGUGCUGGUCCUGGGGCUCGGGUGUACGGGUGGAAGCGAGCCCUUUGGAGUUUUGCCUGCCGUUACGAUGGCGGGCGAGUUGGAGCGCUGGGUCUCCGGGCAGCUGCAUGCGCUGCUGGGACUAAGCGAGCGUCACGUGGUCGCCUUCAUGGUAGGCCUCGCCCAGCGCAGCCGCAGCCCGGAAGACCUGCUCGCCCGCCUCGAAGACACCGAGACGCUGCGCGUGACGGACCCUUCCGCGCGUGCCUUUGCGCAACAGCUCUGGGAGCGGGUUCCACACCAGGCCCCACGAGAGCGUCCAGCCAGGGCAGCUGAGCAGGAGGCUUUGGCCUUUCAGCAGAAGAACCGCUCCUACACUCUGCUGGAUGACAGCGAUGAUGAACAGACUGGGGAUGCGACACCAGCCCAGGGCUCCAAGCGUCAGCGUCCCCCACAGGGCCCUGAGAGCAAGCAGCGGAAGCGGCACAAACACCUGAGGCGGCGCAAGGAAGAGGAGGAGGACAAAGACUCGGAUGAGAAAGGCAGCGGGGAUGACAGGGGGCAGAAGCCAUCAGCAUCCCCCAAGAAGGAGGAAGAAUCGGAAGAUGAGUGGGACCGGAGCGAGCGAGAGCGGCUGCAGGACUUGGAGGAGCGUGACGCUUUUGCAGAACGUAUUAAACGCAAAGACAAGGAGAAGACACGCAACAUACUGGAGCGCUCAGACAAGAAGGCCUAUGAAGAGGCUCAAAAGCGUCUGAAGAUGGCAGAAGAAGACAAGAAAUUCAUGAUUCCAGAGCUCCGUAAAAAGUCCCGCUGGGAAUAUUUGGCCAAACGCGAAAAAGACAAGAUAGAAGAUCUGGAGGCGGAGAUUGCAGACGAGGAGUACCUCUUCUCUGAGCUGGAGCUGACAGCCCACGAGCAGCAGGAGCUGGAGUACAAACGCAAAGUGCGCGACUUGGCUAAGCAGUACAAGCAGGCUGGUGAGCAGGAGAAGCUGGAGAAGAGCAAUCGCUACUAUAUGCCUGAGGAGAGCCGCAGCAAGAAGAUCCCUGACCGCUACGAGGAGCCGCAGGCUGAGGAUCACUUGGCCCCACGAGAUGAGCAGCGGCGCUGGGAGGAGGAGCACAUUGGUGCCGCUGCCCUGCGUUUCGGGGCCCGGGAUGCCGGCCAGCGCCAUCCACGCAAAGAUUACGAAUACGUGCUUGAGGAGGAUGAGAUGAUCCAGUUCGUGAAUGCUAUGCAGAUGCAGGGCACGGCCCAAGACAAGACCCAGGAGGAGAAGCUGGAACUUUCGGAGGCAGAGCGCAAGAAGCUGUCGAUCCAGGAGGUCCGUCGUAGCCUGCCCAUCUUCCCUUACUGCACAGAUCUUCUGGCUGCUAUAGCUGAGCAUCAGGUGCUCAUCAUCGAGGGGGAGACUGGCUCUGGCAAGACCACUCAGAUCCCACAAUAUUUGUUCGAAGAGGGCUACACACAAAAAGGAAUGAAGAUUGGCUGCACGCAACCCAGGCGAGUGGCAGCUAUGAGCGUGGCUGCCCGUGUCUCUCAGGAAAUGGGUGUCAAGCUUGGAAAUGAAGUGGGCUACAGCAUCCGUUUUGAAGACUGUACCUCGGAGCGGACGGUGCUGAAGUACAUGACAGAUGGGAUGCUGCUGAGAGAAUUCCUCACGGAGCCUGACUUGAACAGCUACAGUGUCGUCAUCAUCGACGAGGCUCAUGAGCGGACACUGCACACAGACAUCCUGUUUGGGCUGAUCAAGGACAUUGCUCGCUUCCGGCCGGAGCUGAAGGUGCUGAUUGCCAGUGCCACCCUAGACACCGAGCGCUUCUCCACCUUCUUUGACGACGCCCCCAUCUUCCGCAUUCCUGGGCGCCGUUUUCCUGUCGACAUCUAUUACACCAAGGCUCCAGAGGCUGACUAUCUGGAGGCCUGUGUGGUAUCAGUACUACAGAUCCACGUGACUCAGCCCCGAGGUGACAUCCUUGUGUUCCUCACUGGCCAGGAAGAAAUUGAAGCCUGCUGUGAGAUGUUGCAGGAUCGCUGCCGUCGCCUGGGCUCCAAAAUUGCAGAGCUGCUGGUCCUCCCGAUCUAUGCCAACCUGCCCUCUGACAUGCAGGCCAAGAUCUUUGAGCCAACCCCACCGGGGGCCAGGAAGGUUGUUGUGGCCACCAACAUUGCAGAGACCUCUCUGACCAUAGAUGGCAUCAUUUACGUGAUUGACCCUGGCUUCUGCAAGCAGAAGAGCUACAAUGCUCGCACAGGCAUGGAGUCGCUCAUUGUCACUCCCUGCUCUCGGGCUUCUGCCAACCAACGAGCAGGCCGAGCAGGCCGUGUGGCUGCAGGGAAGUGCUUCCGCCUCUACACAGCCUGGGCCUACAAGAAUGAGAUGGAAGAGACCACGGUGCCAGAGAUCCAAAGAACCAACCUGGGCAAUGUGGUGCUUCUGCUCAAAAGUCUGGGCAUCAACGAUCUGAUCCACUUUGACUUCAUGGACCCACCGCCCCAUGAGACUCUAGUUCUGGCCUUGGAGCAGCUAUACGCCCUGGGAGCCCUCAACCAUCUUGGGGAGCUCACUAAGCUGGGCCGGAAGAUGGCGGAGCUGCCUGUGGAUCCCAUGCUGUCCAAGAUGAUUCUGGCUUCAGAGCAAUACAAAUGCUCGGAGCAGAUCCUCACCAUCGCUGCCAUGCUCUCUGUCAACAAUGCCAUUUUUUACCGACCCAAGGACAAAGUGGUCCAUGCUGACAAUGCUCGCAUGAACUUCUUCUUGCCUGGUGGGGACCACCUAGUGCUUCUCAACGUUUAUAAUCAGUGGGUGGAGAGUGGUUACUCCAUGCAGUGGUGCUAUGAGAACUUCAUACAGUUUCGUUCCAUGAGACGAGCCCGAGAUGUGCGAGAGCAGCUGGAAGGGCUGAUGGAGCGCAUUGAAGUGGACAUCACCUCCAAUGAUGGAGACUACAUCCCUGUCCGUAAGGCCAUCACUGCUGGUUUCUUUUAUCACACCGCCCGCCUAACCCGCAGUGGCUACAAGACUGUCAAGCACCAGCAAACAGUCUAUGUCCACCCCAACAGCUCCCUGUUUGAAGAACAGCCUCGCUGGCUUAUCUAUCAUGAGUUGGUCUUCACCACCAAAGAGUUCAUGAGACAGGUUAUAGAGAUUGACAGCACGUGGCUGCUAGAGGUGGCCCCUCACUAUUACAAGGCCAAGGAGCUGGAGGAUGCCUCUAACAAGAAGCUGCCCAAGAAAGUAGGAAAGACACGAGAGGAGUUGGGAUAAAGCAAGAACCUACCUGCCCUCUUCCCAUUAACGUUGGACUGCAGUGUACUCUGCAACCCUCUCACUCUGAAAAUUUUUGUACAGUUGUAUAGUUUUCUGUUGUCCCUUGCAGGCAGGGAAUAAAACUUUCUAAAAACACA
Messenger RNA from Hemicordylus capensis (graceful crag lizard), 3433 nucleotides. RefSeq names its product DEAH-box helicase 16 (gene DHX16). The transcript has 20 exons. Gene Ontology annotation, molecular function: ATP binding; RNA binding. NCBI's taxonomy places the organism in Eukaryota, Metazoa, Chordata, Lepidosauria, Squamata, Cordylidae. Bases 111 to 3293 code for a protein of 1060 amino acids. Gene Ontology annotation, cellular component: catalytic step 2 spliceosome; intracellular anatomical structure. The record is from RefSeq and is a predicted model, not a curated record.